ACUUUUCAAGCAUUUCCACCACAAGCGCGUUCAGUCACUCCACAACGGCCCCUUCACGACGUAACUACUGCUGUCAAUUGCCCUCGAUCCCCUAGGACAAUAGCUAUUCUCGCGCCCUUUCUACACCUAAAUCAUUCAAGAUGUCCAAGGGAACCGUGUGCCUGGCAUACUCAGGCGGGCUUGAUACGUCGGCCAUCCUCAAGUGGUUGCUGGAGGAGCAAUAUGAAGUUGUCUGCUACCUCAGCAACAUCGGCCAGGAGGAAGAUUGGGCUGCUGUCGAGAAGAAGGCUCUCCAGAUUGGCGCCAAGAAGAUGAUCAUUGACGACCUCAAACGCGAGUUUGUUGAGGAGCUUUGCUGGAAGGCUGUCCAAUGUAACGCAAUCUUCGAGGACCAAUACCUCUUGGGAACGAGCUUGGCUCGACCUGUGAUUGCCCGUGGCAUGAUGAAGGCCGCCGCCCGAGAGGGAUGCCAGUUCGUGUCUCACGGCUGCACCGGAAAAGGCAACGACCAGGUUAGGUUUGAACUUGCCUUCUACACCAUCAACCCCCAGAUUCGCUGCAUCAGCCCUUGGCGUCUCCCCGAGUUCUACAAGCGCUUCCAAGGCCGCAACGACCUGCUUGACUAUGCUGCUGAGAAGGGCAUUCCUGUCACCUCCACCAAGGCCAAGCCCUACUCAAUGGACGACAACUUGGCCCACUGCUCCUACGAGGCCGGCAUCCUCGAGGACCCCAAUGUGACCCCCCCGGAGGACAUGUGGACCAAGACCGUCUCCCCCUUGAAGGCCCCUGAUACUCCUCUUGACAUCACCAUCCACUUCGACAAGGGCAUUCCCGUGAAAGUCGUCACCCCGCAGCAGACAUCCACUGAUGCCGUUGAGCUUUUCACUCUGCUGAACAAGGUCGGCGGUGAGCACGGCGUCGGUCGCAUUGACAUUGUUGAGUCGCGUUUCAUUGGCCUCAAGUCCAGGGGCGCUUACGACUCGCCCGCUAUGACUAUCCUCCGUCUUGCUCACAUCUCCAUCGAGGGCCUUGUGAUGGACGGUCGUUUGAGGUCCCUGCGCGACAACCUGAGCAAGCAAUGGUCCGAGCUGCUCUACAACGGCAUGUACUUCAGCCCUGAGCGGGCUUUCUUGCAACCCAGUCUCGACUUCUCUCAGCAGCGGGUCAACGGCGAGGUUCGCCUCCGCUUGUACAAGGGUCACGUCGCCGUCCUGGGCCGCACUUCUCAGGAGAAGCUGUACUCCGAGGAGGAUGCCUCCAUGGAUUCCCUGACCACCUUUGAUCCUUCCGACACUUCGGGCUUCAUCACCAUCCAGGCCAUCCGCCUCAAGAAGUACGGUCUCCAAAUGGCUGAGGCUGGCAUUGAGUUUUAAGAUGGUCAAGCAUUGUCCCCUUUGAAGGUGGCGCAUAUUCGGGGGGUAAGAAUGGAGUUCUCGGACUAAAAGGUAGAUGGUGGUAGUCUAAUUAAAAAAAAUAAAAACUGGAGGGUGGUAGGAAAAGAAAGUUGCGACACAGGCAGUAUAUAAGUGAUAAAAAACAUGUUAAGCAGUC
Molecule: messenger RNA, 1551 nt
Organism: Colletotrichum destructivum
Lineage: Eukaryota; Fungi; Ascomycota; Sordariomycetes; Glomerellales; Glomerellaceae
Product: Putative argininosuccinate synthase, rossmann-like alpha/beta/alpha sandwich
Exons: 21
Coding region: 141-1373 (410 amino acids)
Biological process (GO): L-arginine biosynthetic process; urea cycle
Cellular component (GO): cytoplasm
Molecular function (GO): argininosuccinate synthase activity; ATP binding
Source: RefSeq, a predicted model, not a curated record